Messenger RNA from Seriola dumerili (greater amberjack), 3332 nucleotides. It is a transcript of the gene fam174b, whose product is annotated as membrane protein FAM174B-like. The record is from RefSeq and is a predicted model, not a curated record. Lineage: Eukaryota; Metazoa; Chordata; Actinopteri; Carangiformes; Carangidae. The transcript has 4 exons. The coding region runs from base 183 to 596 and encodes 137 amino acids.
AGCACCAGGAACAGUGGGCCAGCUUGCAGAGCUCUUCCUGAGGCGGAUAAUCCCCAUUUCUACACGAAGUCUAAUGCAAUCAGGAAGGAAUUUCUAUAACUCACCUCAAGGAAAACGGGUUUUGGAGGCAAAUGCGAGUUACGACGUAGAAGUUCACCAAUAGGAAAAGCUUGGACGGCACCAUGGUGACAUACAGUCUGGCUUUAACUUUUAUUAUCGCGGCUCUUUGGCGGGUUAGCGGCGAACCUCAAACUAACUCCUCACCAGCGAUGCAGUUAAAUUCAACAUCAUCAUCAUCCACCAUCAGCGAAGAUGAACUGACAAGUAAUGUCACAGAUGCUGCCGUGGGAUCCCGGAUUUCAUCUCUAAUGACGCAUCUUCCAACUCUGAAAAACAUUGUUAUUUUCAUCUGCGUGUUAACAGCUGCUCUCAUCACAUGCCUGGUCAUCAAAGUGGUCAGAUCUGGGAGGCGAAUCAGAAAAACACGAAAAUAUGACAUUAUAACGACGCCUGCAGAGCGCGUUGAGAUGGCCCCGCUUAAUGAGGAGAACGAUGAUGAGGAUGACUCAACUCUAUUUGAUGUCAAAUACAGGUGAAUCCCAGCGUGGACGUCAUUAUUUGAUAACUCCUGCUCUCCCCGGGACAACUCAAGUGAUUUCCUAUAUUUUCUUUUUUUUAUUGUCAAGUCUUACCAAAUCAGCAACUUCACCCGCUGCUUGUGCAUGGCUUUUUAUCUGUGUUUAAAGGACUGGAUGUCAUUGUUUGCUGCUUUAUAGACGCGUCUAUCACGCUGCACAAAUGUCCUGCCCAGUUCUUUCCAAUAUUAAAGAUCAGGAUGUUCAUCCAUGUCAUGACCUCUCCUCAAAAGUCAUAUAGCAAUCAGGCUGUCGGCAGCUUGGAGUUCAGUCAUCUCCAUAACAAAUCACUACAUGGAAAUAUUUUUAUUUCUUACAUUGUCUGACUUUUUUUUUUUUCACUUGAGCUACAGUACUGAAGAGUUUAUGUAGGAAUCAAGGCUUUAAAUCUAUUAUCCACCCUUGGAAGAAUGCAGGGUUAAUCACAUCUAUUUAUGAUUUAAUAUGUAAUACUUAAAUAAAUACUUGGUGGCCACUGAAGACCAUCAGUUGAUGCACAAAAUGUUAGCAUCCAACAAAUAUUGUGCAGAGAAUACUUUAUUCAGAUAUAAAAUUUGCACACUAUGAAGAAUCUAGUUAUAUACACAGUAAUUGAUAUUUUUAACUCAAGUUUAAUACCAAACAUAUCUCUAUCUACUAACCACUUUAUUGUGCAUAUACACUGUCAAAGGCUUUCUGUCCUUAUGUAUGGAGUAAGCGUAUAUAUUUUUUUACUGUGUUUUGAGACAUUCCUAUUUUGCUGCUAUCUCAGCUGAAGUUUUACAUUUUCACAUUCGAUUAAAAAGCUAGAAGAAUAUCGUCAGUAUAUAUUUGUAAGGUAUUUAUGGAAUACAUCCAUCUGCUGUGAAUGUGAAUGCUGUACUCUGUUGUGAUCAGGUGUGUUCAAUCAUGUGAGAGUUUCAUCUGAUCGAGUAACCACUAAUCAUUAUCAACCACAGGUUUAAAGACUGUAGUGAAGUAGUUACAGUAUCUGACAUGCACAACGCGCACCCAGUGUCUUACUUAGAAUCAAAAUGAUUUUAUAUCUCCAUAUAAUGUCAAGUUGCUUAACUAAGAAUGACCCACAAAAUCUGGUAUCUCUUGUUUGAGAGAGUAUGUGAACAGCUAGUCCAGAAUUAUGUCAAAUCCCCUGCAAUAAUUUCCAUUAAUGGCUCACUGAUUAUUGUAAUGUUUAACUUGAAAAGGGCCAUUUUUUCCUGAAGAGUUGCUUCUCUGUGCCACACAGACUCUGGUAAAGAGGGCCUCUAUUUCUUCAAUUGGGUUUAAUACUUUGAAUAUUUUUUCAAAAAUCAGCCAUUGUCCUCAAGCGUGAUUUUCUUGAGCUCAAAUGUGGACGUUUAGAUGCAGAGGAAGCUGGCUGAGACAAAUCAGUACAAACAUUAGCUAAGUAUCUACAAUAAGUAAAACCAAAGUAAGUAAAGGCAACAGUCAUAGGCUUCUAUGCAGUUUGUAAACACUGGUACUGACCAUCUAAAAUGGAGGUUUUACCAAAUUCUGACAAAUAAUUAAAACAUUUUCCCUAUUAAAUAAGUAUGAAGUCACUCUUAUGAAUAAUGAAGGACUGCUUUGUCAUAUUUGUUAUGUUUAAUUCAAAUACCAAAUACACAAUAAUUAACCAGAGGUCCGAUUCAAAAUAAAUGAAAGGACUAGCAGAGGAGUUCACAAACCUCGCAUGUCUCUGUCUGAACCCUAAAUGUAAUUACAGUAAACUAACAAUAAUGCAGAGUGCCCCUAGAUUAGGUUUCUGCAGUAAAUGUCAGUGUGGUUGUUGUAGGUGACCUUCUGUUUUAAUCCAAACUGUGAUUUGAUAGUGCACCGUGGCCUACAGGUGCAGCUGUUUUCAAAUGACCUCCAUCCCUGCUUAAAUAAGAAAAAAAAAGAAAGAAAAGAAACUGCAUUGGCCAAUCUUAUACAACCUAUUCAGCCACUUUCUUUCCAGGAGAAAGAACAUUGCGUAUUUCCUCUUUGUUAAAAACAAGUUCUUGACGUUCACAGAAGACUGGAUACAUGUUGUGUCUUUGUUUAAUAUACAAGCGGUAUGCAGGAGAGUGUGUAAAUGUCUGAUAAGGUUCUUCAAUCAUUCUUUGAGUCAUAUGUGAAUCAAAUUUUAAACCGUAUUUUUGAUAUAAUGUUCUACAGUACAAUUAUCAGACUGUUGACUAUUUUAUGUGCGUUUUCCUCAGACAAUAUGACCACUGUUCACUUCACUAUUGUGUGUCAUGUUUAACUUGAGUCUUUCACUGUCCGUGCAGAAAACUGCAGAUCCAUUUUUUGUGCCUCUGCUAAAUUUGUCUCAGGCGACUAUGUCACCCUUGUACUGUUCUCCUCUUCCAUCUUGUCAACAUCUUUUAUUUUAUCAUUUGUUGUGUGUGAAAUUGUGGAAAAACCCUGCUCAUCAAGAUGUUAAUUCUGGACUUUUAUUAGAACUGAAUCAUCUGCUACAGAAAGUUCCUCUUGUAAAAUGAAUCAAAGUCAGUGUGGUGCCUAUUUGAAGAUUGUAGCUAAUUUCUCUGAUCCCACAUUUAAACCAGAAACAGUUAAAUGUUCAAACUGUUUUCGAAGUUUAUUGGCAACACGUCCCUGCUUGGUUUCUGUCAGAGAGAUGUUAUGUGUACCCACGGCUGUUUCCUCAAUUUCCAUUUCUUUGAAACACUACUGAAAUAAAACUGCUUCCUUUGAAGUGUUAAAUCAUUUUAA